Molecule: messenger RNA, 814 nt
Organism: Leptopilina boulardi
Lineage: Eukaryota; Metazoa; Arthropoda; Insecta; Hymenoptera; Figitidae
Exons: 3
Coding region: 117-722 (201 amino acids)
Source: RefSeq, a predicted model, not a curated record
CUGAACAUAUGACUUUCUGUACAGAGAAAUCAUUUAAUAAAAAUAAUAUAUUUAGUUGCAUGCUAAACAUUUUAAAGAUUUUAAAGAAACAUUUAUUAAAAGGCGAUUGAAUACUUAUGUUUAAAAAUUAUAAUGAAACUAAUAUGGAGAGUAAAAUUAUAAGUAAUAACUGUAAAGAAAAUACUAAGCAUCGUACUAUUUAUCAGGAGGAUAAUAAAGAAAAAGAACUUUGGGACAACGAAAUCUCCAACGAAGAAGAAUCCUUAUGUUCUAAUACAAUUUCGCCACUUGAGUCAAAAAUGACAAACGAAAUAACUAGAUCUUUGUCUAUGGAAUUUUCUUCUUUUUCUCUAUAUGAAAACAACAUGUUAAAUACAAGAAUAAUACCACAAAGAAAUAUCAUGAAACUGUACUAUAAGAAUGAAAUGGAACUAGUUUCUAUAAGAAAGAAACAAUGCGAAUUCAAGAGAGCUAAUAAGACAUUUACAAUUGAAGAACUUAUGAAAAUAGAUCGUGAGAAUCGAAUUUUAAUGCAAAAGAUAUUAAACAUCAAAACACCACAAAGCAAAAUAAAACCACAUUACCUUCAAAAGACGUAUAGUUGUUCUGCUAUUAAUAGAAAAAAGAUUCAAAGAAAAAUUGAGGAAGACAACAUGAUAUUAUUAAAAAAAAUACAACAAGCAAGACCACACGUGAUACAAUAUUCAAACUUGAAAAAUUAAAGAUUACAAUGAACCUCAACUUUAAGAGAUAAUAUUUAAUAUUUACAGUGUAAAACAUUUGAGUUAAAUAUAAUAAAUAAAAAGAAAAAAGA